Molecule: messenger RNA, 1105 nt
Organism: Labeo rohita (rohu)
Lineage: Eukaryota; Metazoa; Chordata; Actinopteri; Cypriniformes; Cyprinidae
Product: interferon-induced protein 44-like
Exons: 7
Coding region: 114-1010 (298 amino acids)
Source: RefSeq, a predicted model, not a curated record
CAUAGCAGUUCCUUAGUUCCUGUUUCUUUCUGUUUGAAGUUAUAUAAUUUUGGUGUUUUGUUAUACAGACUUCAUUAUUUGCUGGGAAUACAAAGAAAAAACAGGAAGAUAAAAUGGGAAAAUCACAAUCAACAGAAGUCCCAUCACAAGAUGAACACAAUGAAUAUGACACACCUUGGAGGAAUACUCCCUGGGGAGAAAAUGAGCUUUUGGAGAAAAAACUGAAAGAGCUUAAGCUGAGUGAUCCAAAUACUAAAUAUGUGAGGAUCCUGGUAAUUGGAGCAAUUGGAGCAGGAAAGUCCAGCUUCAUCAACUCAGUCAAUAGUGUUUUCCAAAGAAGAAUCACAAAUGAAGCCCUUAUUAACAAAACAUCUGACAGCAGAACGUUCACAAAAUUAUACAAAACCUAUUACAUAAGAAAUGGACAAUCUGGACAAAUUUUGCCUUUUGUCUUAAGUGACACCAUGGGCUUGGAGUCUGAAGAUUUACAUGGUGUACAUCCAAAGGACAUUGUCAAAGCCAUGGAGGGCUGCAUAAAGGAAAGAUACAAAUUCAAUCCAUCAUGUCCUAUUUCUUCUCAAGAUGAGGGCUACAGAAGUAAUCCAACCCUACAGGAUCAGACAUACUGCCUAGUCUUUGUCCUGGCAGGUGACAGCAUAUCACGUAUGAAUGAGGCAGUGAUUGAGAAGAUGAAAUAUAUUAGAAAUAAGGCCAAUGAACUAGAAAUUCCUCAAGCAGUCGUCAUGACAAGGGUGGAUGAAGCAUGUCCACUGGUAAAAGAAAACUUAAGGAAUAUCUACAAGAGCAAGAAAAUACAAGAAAAGUUGGAGAAAUGCUCGGAACUUACGGGUGUCUCAUUGAGUCAAGUCUUCCCUGUGAAGAGCUACCACAAGGAAAUUGAUACACAGGAGGAUAUUGAUGUACUGAUUCUGAGGGCAUUUGCUGAUAUUGUGCAAGUGGCAAAUGAUGCGUUGGAAAUUAAGAGCAUGAUUGAAAAAACGAAUGAAUGAAGUCCACCAUAGAGAUGUUAUAGAGGCUUCAGCUGCCUAUUCUUCCAUAUCCAAUUAAAUCUGUACUGGACAUAUUAAUUAGCAUUUCUGUAAAC